Molecule: messenger RNA, 3510 nt
Organism: Penicillium robsamsonii
Lineage: Eukaryota; Fungi; Ascomycota; Eurotiomycetes; Eurotiales; Aspergillaceae
Gene: pmcB
Product: putative calcium-translocating P-type ATPase(PMCA-type)
Exons: 5
Coding region: 1-3510 (1169 amino acids)
Biological process (GO): intracellular calcium ion homeostasis; calcium ion transmembrane transport
Cellular component (GO): intracellular membrane-bounded organelle; membrane
Molecular function (GO): ATP hydrolysis activity; P-type calcium transporter activity; ATP binding
Source: RefSeq, a predicted model, not a curated record
AUGGUUCAAAAUCCCUCACAUCAACCGUCGCCGUCGAUUGAUGGCGAUACAUUGCGUCCGCGGGCGGACUCAUUCGCUUCUUCUGCAGAUACUGUAGUUCGUUCGCGGGCGAACUCCGAAGUAAACUCGGCACAUAUUUCCAAAGAUGCUUAUGACGAUGUAUCGUUGUCAGAUGCUUUGAAACCCGACCCUCGGAAUGAAACUGAUUUCCAAGUCGAAGAUAAUCGGUUUGCGUUUUCCCCCGGUCAACUAAACAAAAUGCAGAACCCGAAGUCCCUGGCUGCAUUCCAUGCUCUUGGCGGCUUGCAGGGUCUGGAGCGUGGUCUGCGCACAGAUCUCAAUGCCGGUUUGUCAAUAGAUGAAGGGCGUCUGGAGGGUAAUGUCGAGUUCAUGGAUGUGGCACCUUCGCAACACACAUCUACAGGAAAAUCUCCGUUACCAGAUAACACUUCGAAGCCGGCGCCGGUGUCAGCAGGUGGUAGUGGCUCACCCUUCGAAGACCGCAUCCGUGUCUUCAGUCAGAAUAAACUACCCGCACGGAAAUCGACCGGGUUCCUGAGACUAUUCUGGAUUGCGUAUAACGACAAAAUCAUUAUAUUAUUGACUAUCGCCGCUGUGGUCUCACUAUCCCUAGGGAUAUACGAGACCGUGUCAGAAGGCACAGGCGUCGACUGGGUGGAGGGAGUCGCCAUCUGUGUGGCUAUUUUGAUUGUUACAAUUAACGAUGACCGUGAAGUCAAAAUCACUCGCUCGGGAAAAACCAAUAUGAUUUCAAUAUACGAUAUCAUGGUUGGAGACAUCAUCCAUCUUGAGGCAGGCGAUUCCAUCCCCGCGGAUGGUAUUCUAGUUACAGGCUUCGGGGUGAAGUGUGAUGAGUCUUCCGCUACCGGCGAGUCGGAUCAAAUGAAAAAGACCCCCGGCCAUGAAGUCUGGCAGCAAAUUGUCGACGGCAAGGCAACCAAAAAACUCGACCCGUUCCUGAUCUCCGGUAGCAAGGUCCUUGAAGGUCUUGGAACUUAUGUUGUCACCAGUGUUGGGCCAUAUUCUACCUACGGACGGAUCUUGCUGUCGCUGCAGACUCCCAAUGACCCAACGCCGCUUCAGGUCAAGCUGGGUAAGUUGGCGGAUUGGAUUGGAUACUUGGGUACAGCAGCUGCUGGUAUUCUGUUCUUCGUUCUGCUCUUCCGUUUUAUAGCCGAUCUUCCUAAUCACCCGGAAAAGAACGGUGCUAUGAAAGGCAAAGAGUUUGUGGAUAUUCUUAUCGUUGCUGUCACGGUUAUUGUUGUCGCUAUUCCAGAGGGCCUUCCACUGGCAGUAACGCUGGCUUUGGCCUUUGCUACCACCCGAAUGGUCAAAGAGAACAAUCUCGUCCGUGUCCUUCGCGCAUGCGAGACAAUGGGCAAUGCCACAGUCAUCUGCUCUGAUAAAACAGGUACAUUGACACAGAAUAAAAUGACUGUGGUGGCCGGAACCUGGGGCUCGGACCAGGGCUUCAGCCAGAGAACCGAAGAUGAAGACGUGAAGGGGUCAAUGACUAUUUCGGCGAUUUCCCAGCAAUUAUCGGCUCCGAUCAAAGAUCUGAUCAUCAAGAGCAUUGCUUUGAACUCGACUGCCUUUGAACAGGAAAAAGAAGGCUCCAUAGAUUUUGUCGGUAGUAAGACUGAGGUUGCUAUGCUUCAGUUGGCCCGAGAUUAUAUGGGAAUGGAUCUUGUCUCGGAGCGUGGCUCCGCCGAGAUCGCCCAAGUGAUUCCUUUUGACUCCGCCAGGAAGUGCAUGGGUGCUGUUUACCGUGUUCCUGGUGUUGGUUACCGACUGCUUGUCAAGGGAGCGUCCGAGAUAAUGGUUGGCGUCUGUACCUCAGAAAUUGUCAACAUCGAUACUUCCAAGGAGAGACCCGAUGUGGAGCAGCUUUCUGAGGCACAGAAGCAGCGCCUUCUCGAGCUCAUCGACAACUAUGCUCACAAGUCUCUUCGGACAAUCGGCAUGGUUUACAAGGAUUUCACGGCCUGGCCACCGGCAGAGGCCAAGAAUUCUGAAGAUUCUUCGGCGAAUUUCGACGAUUUCUUCCAUGGUAUGACCUGGGUCGGAGUCGUAGGUAUUCAGGACCCUCUCCGCCCCGAAGUCCCGGAAGCCAUUCGAAAAUGCCACUCGGCAGGCGUCCAGGUCAAGAUGGUAACUGGUGACAACAUUGCCACUGCCACUGCUAUUGCAUCUUCUUGUGGAAUCAAGACGGAAGAUGGAUUGGUCAUGGAAGGUCCUAAGUUCCGCCAACUCACAAACGCGGAGAUGGAUGAAGUUCUUCCCCGCCUACAAGUACUGGCACGAUCAUCCCCCGAUGACAAGCGAAUCUUGGUCGAGCGGCUCAAGGCCCUCGGUGAAACGGUUGCUGUAACAGGCGAUGGUACUAAUGACGGCCCGGCUUUGCGAACUGCAGACGUCGGCUUCUCUAUGGGUAUUGCUGGUACUGAGGUCGCGAAGGAGGCGAGUUCGAUCAUCCUUCUGGAUGAUAAUUUCAAGUCCAUUAUCACAGCGAUCUCUUGGGGCCGAGCUGUCAAUGAUGCCGUUGCCAAGUUUUUGCAGUUCCAGGUCACUGUCAAUAUCACGGCUGUGAUACUCACCUUCGUGUCAUCUGUAUACAGCAGUGAUAACACCAGUGUGUUGACCGCUGUGCAGCUACUCUGGGUGAAUCUGAUUAUGGACACCUUUGCCGCUCUCGCCUUAGCCACUGAUGCCCCUACUGAACAAAUUCUCGACCGCAAGCCUGUCCCCAAACACGCCUCCCUCUUCACAUUGACCAUGUGGAAGAUGAUUCUCGGCCAAGCAGUGUACCAGCUAGCCAUCACAUUCAUGCUCUAUUUCGCAGGCGACAAGCUCCUCAGUGCCCAUCUCAGCUCAGAUCCCGAGAUGCGCACGAAGGAGCUGUCGACCGUGGUCUUCAACACGUUCGUGUGGAUGCAGAUCUUCAACGAAUUCAACAACCGCCGACUCGACAACAAGUUCAAUAUUUUCGAAGGCAUGCUCCGCAACUACUGGUUCCUAGGAAUCAACACCAUCAUGGUCGCUGGUCAGAUCAUGAUCAUCUACGUGGGCGGCCAGGCAUUCGCCGUGACUCGCUUGAGUAGCACCCUCUGGGGGGUAUGUGUUAUCUGUUCCAUUGCCUGCUUGCCCUGGGCUAUCGUGCUCCGACUCAUUCCAGACUACCAUUUCGGUAUUGUUUUCAAUGCCGUUGUUGGCGGUAUGACGGUUAUCUUGCGCCCGCUUUCUAAGGGGUGCAAGGCAAUUGGUCGUGGUAUCAGGUCCUUCUUUAGACCUGUGAAACGUUUCACCCGUCGUGUUGUCAACAAGCAGAAGUCGGAAGAUGCACUCGAGUUGGAUUCGCCGCCCGCAAACUCUGCUGAUCCCGAAGAAGCUCCUGAGAGUCUUAAUCAGAACAAGCAAAAGUCUCCUGAACGUCCUGCCACUCCUACUCUUGUCGUGGUGCCCCCUAUCACAAUUACGACCUCUCCUUAA